AAGUUCGGUACUUUUUGACUAAAAUGGGGAAACUUAGAUGGGGUAUUUGCACAGCAGGAAAAAUUGCUCAAGACUUUUCAAACGCUAUUUGUGACCUAAAGGACCAUGCAAUCCAGGCGAUCGCAUCACGGUCUCUGGAAAGAGCAGAAGAAUUAGCUGAAAAAGUAGGAGCAAAAUCGAGCUAUGGAAGCUACGACUCUCUCGCCGCUGACCCCAAUGUUGAUAUCGUGUACAUUGGGAGCGUUAACAUUGCUCAUAUCCCUCUUUGCAAGCUGUUCCUGAAUGCCAAGAAACAUGUCCUGUGUGAAAAGCCCCUUGGUGUACAUUCUAAAGAAGUUGGUGAAGCAAUUGAUGUUGCAAGACAGAAUGGUGUGUUUUUCAUGGAGGGUUUAUGGAGCAGAUUCUUCCCCGCAUAUGACAAGAUCAGAAAGCUACUUUCAGAUGGAGAGAUUGGAGAUGUUAGAUUCAUCACAGCGGAUUUCUGUUUGAAUGGGACUAGUAGCGGAAUCUGCCAUGAUAAAAGUGUGGGUGAUGGAGCCCUAUAUAAUGUAGGGAUCUACCCAAUCCAACUGGUGACCAUGGUAUUAGGACCAAACCCAACCUUGGUUCAAGGGGUUGGAGGCAUGACACGAACAGGUGUUGAUGAGAUUUGCGGUAUCACCUUGAAGUAUCCGGACCACAAGAUCGCUACCAUGGUAACCAGUAUUGCAGCCGACAGUAACAAUGUCGCCAGUAUUGUCGGCACCACAGGGAGAAUAAAUUUAACAGACAGCUUCCACGCCCUCAGUAAAGUGGAGUUAGUCCGAGGGUUUCCUGCACCAGGCAUGUUUGAAAAAGAAGUCUUUGAUUUCCCUCUCCCUACCUCUGAACGAUCUUUCAAUUACCCUGGAUCCGUUGGGUUUCAAUACCAAGCAAAUGCAGUCAAGGAAGCAAUAGAUGAAGGAAGGACAGAGCAUCCCCUCCUGACUUGGUCAGAAACCUUAGCCAUCCACAAGAUCAUGGACAAACUUAGACAUGACGUUGGAUAUUACAGACCAGAAGAGGAGAAUGGAAAGGAGGGAUCGGUGUAAACUAAAUCUUCCUCAUAUUGUGAUUGAAUUCCUCUGUAAUCUAGAAAACAGUAAG
Molecule: messenger RNA, 1125 nt
Organism: Lytechinus variegatus (green sea urchin)
Lineage: Eukaryota; Metazoa; Echinodermata; Echinoidea; Temnopleuroida; Toxopneustidae
Product: trans-1,2-dihydrobenzene-1,2-diol dehydrogenase-like
Exons: 7
Coding region: 24-1070 (348 amino acids)
Molecular function (GO): nucleotide binding
Source: RefSeq, a predicted model, not a curated record